This is a messenger RNA of Pieris napi, 1167 nucleotides long. RefSeq names its product mitochondrial ribosome-associated GTPase 2. Gene Ontology annotation, molecular function: GTPase activity; magnesium ion binding; GTP binding. The transcript has 6 exons. Gene Ontology annotation, cellular component: mitochondrion. Lineage: Eukaryota; Metazoa; Arthropoda; Insecta; Lepidoptera; Pieridae. Bases 60 to 1145 code for a protein of 361 amino acids. The record is from RefSeq and is a predicted model, not a curated record.
UGGCAAUAAUUCCUAAGUCAAAACAAACAUAACCCCAAAAAUGUGUUUUACAAUUAAAAAUGAGUCUAGCGUUUGUUUUUCGCCACUUAAAAUUAUCAACGAAACAAAUUCGCAAUUAUUGCGACUACCAACCCAAAGCUUUACGUAGUUUGAAGCCAAAGUCAACUCGGACAACAGUGCAAUUUUAUGUAGAUUCGUGUAGAGUACGAGCUGUAGCGGGAAAGGGUGGCGAUGGUUGCAUAUCUUUCCUGUCUUCAUGGUGCAAGGAAUAUGCUGGGCCUAAUGGGGGAGAUGGUGGGCAUGGAGGACACGUUAUAUUUCAGGCAACUCAUACAAAGAAAAGUUUAAAUCAUUGUUCUUCAGUCAUAACAGCUAAAGAUGGAGAGAAGGGAUACGAUAAAGACUGCAGUGGCAAGAAUGCCCAACAUGUUAUUAUAAGUGUACCUAUAGGUACUCUAAUAAGAGAUAGCAAUGGACGUGUGGUUUGUGACUUAGAACAAGAAGGAGCCAUGUUUAUUGCUGCUAGAGGUGGAGCUGGAGGCAGAGGAAAUAAGUUCUUUUUGACAGAUACAGAACAGGCUCCAAAUGUAGCUGAAUAUGGAGCCAUAGGUGAGACUGUCCAAUAUUUCCUGGAAGUACGAUCAAUGGCCCACGUGGGACUUAUAGGCUUCCCAAAUGCUGGAAAGAGUACUUUAUUACGAGCAGUGACAAGGGCAAGACCCACUGUAGCGCCAUACCCGUUUACUACACUAAGACCACACAUAGGAAUGAUACCAUAUGAUGAUUAUGAACAAGUAGCAAUCGCAGAUUUACCGGGACUCAUACCCGGUUCUCAUAAAAACAAGGGAUUAGGUAUACAAUUCUUACAACACAUUGAAAGAUGUAAGGGUCUAAUUUUUCUCCUAGAUGGAAGCAACGAUCCACUUGAACAAUAUAAAGCGUUGAACUACGAGCUCACUCAAUAUAACGUCAGUUUGAACGAAAGACAACGGUGUGUUGUCAUCAACAAAAUAGACCUCCCUGAAGUAAAAAAAACUCUCCCCAAAAUUAGGGAGAAAUUAGAUGUCAUUGGAAUUUCGGCGAAAACUGGGUUAAAUUUACAAGAAUUGUUAGGAAUUAUUAGGAAAAUGUAUGAUUCAGUAUAAAUAAAUUGAUUAUAUCUAGCAA